Camelina sativa (false flax) is the source of this 1077-nucleotide messenger RNA. Lineage: Eukaryota; Viridiplantae; Streptophyta; Magnoliopsida; Brassicales; Brassicaceae. The record is from RefSeq and is a predicted model, not a curated record.
AANGUCGCAAUCUCCUACGCCGAUGCUACCUCAAUCGAAGGCAACUUAGCUCACGACACGUUCGUAAUCGGGUCUGUGACCCGACCCCGUACUUUGUUCGGUUGUAUGGACUCAGGUUUAAGCUCCGAUUCGGAAGAGGACGCCAAAUCGACCGGUUUAAUGGGUAUGAACCGGGGCUCCUUAUCGUUUGUUAACCAGCUCGGUUUCUCCAAAUUCUCGUACUGCAUCUCCGGUUCAGAUUCCUCCGGUAUAUUGCUUCUCGGUGACGGAUCCUACUCCUGGCUCGGUCCAAUCCAAUACACUCCUUUGGUACUCCAAACGACGCCGUUGCCGUAUUUCGACCGGGUUGCUUACACGGUUCAAUUAGAAGGAAUCCGGGUCGGGACAAAGAUACUCUCUUUGCCGAAAUCCGUAUUCGUACCGGACCAUACCGGAGCCGGUCAGACGAUGGUGGAUUCUGGAACACAGUUUACGUUUUUAAUGGGUCCGGUUUACACGGCUUUAAAAACCGAGUUUAUCUCGCAAACCAAAUCGGUACUCAAACUGGUGGACGACCCGAAUUUUGUGUUCCAAGGGACCAUGGACCUCUGUUUCCGGGUUGGGUCGUUGACACGGCCCAAUUUCUCGGGUUUACCAGUGGUUAGCUUAAUGUUCCGUGGCGCGGAAAUGAGUGUAUCGGGUCAGAAACUGUUGUACCGGGUAAACGGAGCCGGAUCAGCGGGAAAAGAUGAGGUGUAUUGCUUCACAUUUGGAAACUCCGAUCUUUUGGGAAUAGAAGCAUUUGUUAUAGGUCACCAUCAUCAACAGAACGUGUGGAUGGAGUUUGAUCUUGCCAAGUCAAGAGUUGGAUUUGCUGGUAACGUUAGAUGUGAUCUAGCUAGUCAACGGCUCGGAUUAAGAGAGUGAUAGGACUUUGAUGUUGUGGGGAAUUGUUUUUAGACCAUAUAUGUAUGUAUACAUUUAUAUAUUUUUCAGAGGAUUACAGCUUUAUACGAUGUGAUGUCGUUCGUCGUACGUAAGAGUUUGGGAAAUUUUGUAAGAAUGUGGAUUAUAGGAAAUCUUCUUUUUGUUUUAGUC